AUGUCUCGCCAAGCUUCUGUUAUAACCAAGCAUCCGGAGCUCCAGGAUGUACGGGAAUCGUCUGUGCAGAAGCAUCCAGUUCGAUGGCACCGCUCCACUUUCUAUAACGCCACAAUCCUGGGGCUCUGCAAUUUCUCAGCUCCGGGUAUCUGGGGAGCAAUGAACUCUCUCGGUGCUGGGGGUGAAGAGAAGCCUUAUCUCGUCAACGCCGCGAAUGCACUCACCUUCUGCUUGAUGGUGGUCUCCUGCCUCUUCUCCCCUGUGCUCACCAAAUACAUUGGCAUCAAGGGCGCUCUCGUCUUCGGCACUCUGGGCUAUGCUCCAUAUGCUGCAGGCCUCUACACCAACAAUCGCUUUGGGACAGAAUGGCUGGUACUUGUCGGAGCUGCACUAUGCGGCAUUUCGGCGGGGGUAUUCUGGUCAGCGGAAGCCGCCAUCGCUUUGGCAUAUCCCGAACCAUACAAUCGAGGGAAAACACUGGGUUACUGGCUUACCUACCGCCUAGGUGGACAGAUCCUGGGCGGCGCCAUCAACCUCGGCAUCAAUGUGAACCGCAACGAAGUGGGCAAAGUCAGCUACACCGUGUACUUGAUUUUCAUCGCGUUGCAAGCGCUGGGCCCAUUCAUAGCGUUGCUACUCAACCGACCCCACGAAGUCGAGCGGACCGAUGGCCUCAAGGUCGAGUUGGAAAUUCUGGAGCAUCCUUGGCGCGAGCUCAAGGCGACGACGAGGACAUUCUUCACGAAGAAAUAUCUGCUACUAAUCCUGUUUAUCGGUCAAACCGUUUAUGCAGAAGCUGUUUUCUUCACAUACCUCUCGUUGUGGUUCAGUGUCCGAGCCCGGGCAUUAGGCUCCUUUUUGUCAGGUAUCGUUGCGGUGACUUGCGGCAAUAUCCUUGGCCAGUACCUUGACCGCACAAAGAUCUCGGUGAGGUUCAGGUCAAGGACUGCUUUCCUGACACUUGUGGUGCUGCAAGGCGGAUGGUGGAUCUGGGCGACAGUCCUUGUGACCAAGUUCCGACACUCAAGGCCUUCGUACGAUUGGACAAGCAGCGGCUUCGGCCACGCCUUUGUUCCGUUCUUAUUCUUGACCACGGGAUUUCAGAUGAAUUAUCUCUUCUGCUAUUUUCUGAUCGGACAACUGGCGGUUUCCCCGGCUGAGAUCAUUCGGUACGCUGCGUUGCUUCGUGGCACGGAAUCGGCUUGGCAAGCUGUCAGCUACGGCUUGAAUUCAAUCAAGAUAUUUGCUGAAGUGGGCGGAGUGUAUAUCAAUUUCGGGUUAUGGGCGGCGGCUUUGGUCCCGACAUGGUUGGUUGUGAGACAUUUUGGCAACGAUAUCAUUGCUUCCGCAGCGGCGACAGACAACAAUCUUGGCGUCGAAAGGCUCUCGAAUUCCGAAAGCGCAUCUGCUGAUCAGGGUAUCGAGACAGUGACUGAGAAGAAACCUUGA
Molecule: messenger RNA, 1449 nt
Organism: Cladophialophora carrionii CBS 160.54
Lineage: Eukaryota; Fungi; Ascomycota; Eurotiomycetes; Chaetothyriales; Herpotrichiellaceae
Exons: 3
Coding region: 1-1449 (482 amino acids)
Biological process (GO): transmembrane transport
Molecular function (GO): transmembrane transporter activity
Source: RefSeq, a predicted model, not a curated record